Pseudophryne corroboree (corroboree frog) is the source of this 1033-nucleotide messenger RNA. RefSeq lists its product as uncharacterized. The transcript has 7 exons. Gene Ontology annotation, molecular function: tRNA binding; double-stranded RNA binding; nucleotidyltransferase activity. The record is from RefSeq and is a predicted model, not a curated record. The coding region runs from base 195 to 833 and encodes 212 amino acids. Gene Ontology annotation, cellular component: cytoplasm. Gene Ontology annotation, biological process: regulation of translational fidelity. Lineage: Eukaryota; Metazoa; Chordata; Amphibia; Anura; Myobatrachidae.
GAGAGACAGAGUUCGUGCUCUUAGGAGAGGAGACAGGUCCUAUAUGUAAAGAGACAGGACCCUUGCAGCUUGAGGCAGCGGGAGAAUGAGCAGCAGUAUAGGCAGUGGCACUGACAAGUAUCAGUGACAGCCAGAACAGUGCUCAAAGGACAAGGGUGUGGAGAGGCAUCAGCGUCAGUCAGCAUUCAGAAAUCAUGAAUUCAGGAGGAGUUUGUGUUAUUCCAGCAGAUACAGGUUAUGUUAUUGCAUCAGCGUGCCACUCACCAGACUCUGUACAGAAAGUCUCCCAAAUAAAUCUGGAAAGUGCAGAAAAGGAGAUUUCCAUUUUCAUCACCAGUUUAAAUCAACUGCAGCCUGUGAAAUAUUUACUCAGCAAAGAGAUCUGGGCUUUCAUUGAGGGUCUGUGGCCAAAUCCAGUUGGUUUUGUUCUACCUGAAAUAGGAGACUGGCUGAAAGGGUUUGGCCUGGCAAGCGUUUCAUCACUACUGGAUUCCUCAAAGAGUGUGAUCUUAUACAUUUCAGACUGUGGAGUUACUGGUCAAAUCAUUGAUCGUGUGGGGCCUAUUGCUGUUCGUUUACUGACAAAAGGAACACAGAAUCUGCCAAGCCAAAUGUUUGCAAAACUGCUUACACAGGUUGAUGGAGUGCUGCUUGACACGGCACACGAUACUGAGUAUGAAUUUACUGUUGUGGAUUGCACCAAGAUGGAAAUGGGAGUAAUUGAUGUUCUCAAGGUUGGAGCUGUACCUACAAUAAAGGUCCUGGAUGUACUGCAUACAGUCAUAACAAGGGAAGACAGCUGCUCCAACACUGUGAACUCAAUCUAUUUGUGAGCUGGCAUUAUAAAAGAGAAGGUCACCCAGUCAUAUGUUAGUAGAUGUUUAAUGAAGACAAAGCAUCAUGCCCUAACAUGACACUAAUUAAAUGAGCAUCCAUUUACCUCAUUCUUCCAACCAAAAUAUUAGUUAUUGUAUAAACAGCCACUUCACUUUCAAAUACUGUUAAUUUCUGCCAGUUGUGUAAUAUUUUUUAA